Cutaneotrichosporon oleaginosum is the source of this 1637-nucleotide messenger RNA. RefSeq lists its product as uncharacterized. The record is from RefSeq and is a predicted model, not a curated record. Lineage: Eukaryota; Fungi; Basidiomycota; Tremellomycetes; Trichosporonales; Trichosporonaceae. Gene Ontology annotation, biological process: GABA catabolic process. Gene Ontology annotation, molecular function: succinate-semialdehyde dehydrogenase (NAD+) activity.
CAUCUCUCUCCUCCUCUCCGCCGGGGCCACUAACAUGCUGACAACUAUAAAGGCGCGCGCAGCGCGCAGUUUCCCCUCUCUACCCCGCAGAGCGAUAUCAUACUCCUCUCCAAGAAUGACAGCCAUCGUCACGAACCUCAUCGGCUCGACCACCCAAGCGCCGGCCGCGACAUUUGACGUAGUGCACCCCGGCACCGGCCAGCGAGUGCAUGCCGUGCAGCGGUCCACGGCCUCCGACCUCUUUGCUGCCGUGGACGCGACAGCGGCCGCCCUCCCAGGCUGGCGGGAUACGCCGUUGCGUGAGCGGCAAGCGGUGUUCUCGCGCGCGGCGGCGCUCCUCAAAGACGCGGACAGCGGGUGGGCGCAGCGCCUCAUCUCCGCCAACGUAUCCGAGACGAGCUGCGGCGACUGGUGGGCGACGGAACAGGUCGGCGCCGUCCCACACUUCCUCGAGGCGCUCGUCAACGCCGCCCCCGACGCACUGAAGGAGGACAGCGUCGACUUCCAUGGCUCGACAUACAAGAUCAGCCGGGAGCCGUACGGUGUCUGUCUGGCCAUCGCAGCAUGGAACGCCGUCGCGCUGCUGACGGCGCGCGCGGUCGUCACCCCGCUGCUGGCGGGCAACACGGUCGUGCUGAAGAGCAGCGAGCAAGUGCCGCGCAGCCAAGCGCUGUGGGGCGAGCUGCUGCGCGCCGCCGGCCUCCCGGCCGGCGCGCUCAACGUCGUACACGUCGCGACGGAGGACGCGGGCGCGCUCACGCCCGCGCUCGUCGCGGACCCCCGUGUCCGCCACGUAAACUUCACGGGCUCGACGCGCGUCGGCGCCAUCAUCGCCUCGCUCGCGGGCCAGCACCUCAAGCCCACGCUCAUGGAGCUGGGCGGCAAAGCGCCUGUCCUAAUUCUCCCGGACGCGGACAUUGACGUCGCCGCCAACCACAUCAUUUUCGGCGCCUUCAUGAAUGCCGGGCAGGUGUGUAUGUCCAGCGAGCGCGUGCUCGUCCCCGAGUCGAAGUAUGACGCGCUCGUCGCCGCCCUCCAAAAGGCGUGGGAGGGCGUGCGCGGCCCGCCCCGCGCGCUGUUUACGCGCGCGUCGGCGGCGCGCGUCCGCUCUCUCGUGCAGGACGCGACGGAGAAGGGCGCCGCAGACAUCCUUGCGUCCGCCCGGGCCGAGGGCGAAGGCGCCCACGUCCACCCCCUCAUCCUCGGGCCCGUGGACCCCGGCAUGCGGCUGCACGCUGAAGAGAGCUUUGGGCCGGUGUGCGUGCUCGUGCGCAUCCCCGAUGCGUCGGAGGACGCGAUGAUCGACGAGAUGGUCCGCAUCGCCAACGCGAGCGAGUACGGCCUCUCAGCGUCGGUGUGGGGACGCGACCUCGUGCGUGCCGAGGCUGUUGCGCGGCGCAUCGAGGCUGGCGCGGUGCACAUCAACUCACCGACGCCCGCCGACGCGCCCCUCGUCCCCCACGGCGGAUGGAAGAGCUCGGGCUGGGGUCGGUUCAACGGCGCCGAGGGUCUGCGCGGGUUCACACAGACCCGCAGCAUUGAGGUGCCGGGUAAGGCGGCAGAGGCCAUGCCGCUGCAAGUGUUUGGACUGUAGAGGAGAUGAAUAGUGGACGUCAAUGUGACUAGGUCGCUGGUGC